AUGGCCCUGCCCCUUCGGGUAUGGCGUCCCACCUCCGACCCCGCUUCGGGCUUAGUGCCCACGCUGGCCGCUUUUACCGCCCCCCGUCAUCUGCCAUCCAUCUAUAAAGGACCGCUUGCCCUCCCCUCGACUCGUCGACGCACUUCGUCCUCUUCGACACCCCUGCCUGGCUUCCGCAUCCCUUUCUUCGCCGGCCCCGCCGCUUCCUGCGCAUGGACCUUCAGCCUGAUGCACUGCCCCUUUCAUUACGUCGGCGACGCCGUGUUGUCCGGCCGCCCCAGGGGAAGAAACACCGACGUGAUUCCUGAUCCAGUCUUCUACCGCAUUGGGUGUGCUUGA
Messenger RNA from Penicillium angulare, 339 nucleotides. RefSeq lists its product as uncharacterized. Bases 1 to 339 code for a protein of 112 amino acids. NCBI's taxonomy places the organism in Eukaryota, Fungi, Ascomycota, Eurotiomycetes, Eurotiales, Aspergillaceae. The transcript has a single exon. The record is from RefSeq and is a predicted model, not a curated record.